This is a messenger RNA of Daldinia decipiens, 960 nucleotides long. RefSeq lists its product as uncharacterized. The record is from RefSeq and is a predicted model, not a curated record. Lineage: Eukaryota; Fungi; Ascomycota; Sordariomycetes; Xylariales; Hypoxylaceae. Gene Ontology annotation, molecular function: carbon-sulfur lyase activity. Bases 245 to 721 code for a protein of 158 amino acids. The transcript has 4 exons.
GAAAUAAGAUUUAUAAAAGGACUAUACUCCUUACUCCUCGAGUCUAUAGACUUGACUUUCUCGACCCGUUAACUACCUCCCUACCUACCUACUUACCUACUUACCUACCUAACGUACACAAUAAUCACUCGCCUCGUCUUACGUGCGCGGCCGGCGUACCAAUUCCAAGUCCUACCUAAACCCUAGAGAUCCGAAGACGAAAAAAGACAGAGAGAGAGAGAGAGAGAGAGGAAUAAAUAAAAUCAUGAGUUCCGCCGCCGCCGCCGCAGAGCAAAAGGUAGAAGACAGAAAAGAAACGGGCACGUACGAAGCCGGCUGCCACUGCGGCUACAUCAAGUUCUCCGUCGCCCUAUCGCCGCCCUUCCCCGCGUACAAGGUCCUCGACUGCAGCUGUUCCGCGUGCUCGCAUCUGGGGUAUCUGCUCGUCUACCCCAAGGCCUCGGAUAUCGUAUGGCAUAACAACGGCCGGGAGCGAUGCGCUAGCUACCGCUUCAACACUAAGCAGAAGGACCAGAUGUUCUGUCCUAAGUGCGGUGCUAGCCUGGGCAUCGACUUUUUGGAUGUGUUCAAGGAGCAUGUGUAUGGUAUUAGCGCCCGCUCGUUCUACGGCAUCGAUCUCGACACUUUGACGUACAAGAAGGCGGACGGGAUGCGCAAGGUCGAGCCCGCGCAGGAUUUGUCUGGGCAUGUAUGGGACGAGGAGAAGCAACAGCUAACCUAACCGAAGACCCUAAACGCUGACGAAUAGGUAGAGAGUACUGUUAGUACUAGAUAAUAAAACAUUAUGAGAAGUCAAGAAUCCACCAGGUUGCUAGCGAGUAGCGAUGGCUCAUCUCUAAACACCACCGAGCUUUUUAGGCGGAAGUAGAUAAGUCGGCAUAGGACACGCCUAAGAAGCAGUGUUAAGGUAAAAAUAACAAUUCAACAACUGGCUUAUACGGAAUCCGUUGACCACGAUAA